AUGUUAGGACACAAUUUGAAGGCGGCCUUGGCCGUUGCAUUGCUGGCUGGCUCUGCAGCAGCGAUCGAUUUGAACAUCAAAGAUGAGCAAUCUAUCAAGGAUGCCGCCAAAACUGCCGCAUCAGGUGCGAUGACCUUCUACUCGAACCAGUCCUCCAACAUCCCCGGUUUCGUGGACCCCUGGUGGGAAGGAAGUGUGCUUUUCAGCGUCAUGAUGCAAUACUGGUCUCUUACCGGAGAUGACUCCAACAAUGACGCCGUGAGCGAGGGAAUGUAUUGGCAGCGCGGAGCCGACAACAACUACAUGCCCAUCAACGUCAGCUCGUACAUUGGCAACGACGACCAGCUUACCUGGGGCCUUGCUGCUAUGACCGCCGCCGAGCUGGAUUAUCCUCAGAAAUCAUCGAUGCCGUCUUGGGAAAAACUCGCGGAGAAUGUCUGGAAUACUGUCUCCAGUCGGUGGGAUACGGAUAACUGCGAUGGAGGUCUGCGAUGGCAGAUCUAUCCUUACCAAAGUGGUUACAGUAUUAAGAAUGCGAUUUCAAAUGGUGCUUUGUUCGCUCUCUCGGCAAGACUGGGUCGGUUCACGAACAACCAAACAUAUGCGGAUUGGGCAGAGAAGAUCUGGGAUUGGAGCGCGAAGACGCCCCUACUCAACGAGAAGACCUGGAAUAUUGCCGAUACCACCUCAUGCGAAGAAGACUGCAGCGACCAUGAUGAUUUCCAGUGGAGUUUCAAUUAUGGCUUAUACAUGUCCGGAGCCGCUUACAUGUACAACCAGACCGACGGAAAGAGCAAGUGGAAGAAUGGCCUGACUGGCCUCCUCAAAACUUCCCAGGAAUUCUUCCCUGAGAAAUAUGGUGGAAAGAUCUUGUCCGAAAUCACCUGCGAACGGACUUCGACAUGCAACAGGAACGAAAUCCUUUUCAAAGGCCUCUUCGCGCAAGACCUAGCCUUCAUCGCCCAGGUCGCACCAUACACCGAAUCCGAUAUCUUGCCCUUGCUGCAGGGCUCGGCUUCCGCGGCUGCAAAGUCCUGUACUGGUGGUAAGAACGAUGAUCUUUGCGGCCUCAAAUGGUACAAUUCAAAGUACGAUGGGUCAGAGGGUUUGGAGCAACAGAUCAGCGCGACCGCUAUCUUCGUUGCCAACCUGAUCACUUUUGAUCAAAAGGCACUCGCAACACAAUCAACCGCGAAGAACAGCAAUUCUUCUAGCACGACCAGUGGAUCGCCAUCUUCCACUAGCAAUGGCACUACAGUCGUCACCGAGACUGCCAGUGCUAGCGGCGGUAAGGGUGAUGGUAAUGGCGCCGGUAUGCUAGCCAGCGGACCUGUUGUGCUUAUUAGCGGGAUGGUGAUGGGUAUCCUGUCCAUUCUUUAA
Penicillium waksmanii is the source of this 1380-nucleotide messenger RNA. Its product is annotated as glycoside hydrolase family 76 protein. The coding region runs from base 1 to 1380 and encodes 459 amino acids. The transcript has 3 exons. The record is from RefSeq and is a predicted model, not a curated record. Lineage: Eukaryota; Fungi; Ascomycota; Eurotiomycetes; Eurotiales; Aspergillaceae. Gene Ontology annotation, biological process: carbohydrate catabolic process; fungal-type cell wall biogenesis. Gene Ontology annotation, molecular function: mannan endo-1,6-alpha-mannosidase activity.